Molecule: messenger RNA, 1737 nt
Organism: Thyridium curvatum
Lineage: Eukaryota; Fungi; Ascomycota; Sordariomycetes; Thyridiales; Thyridiaceae
Exons: 2
Coding region: 1-1737 (578 amino acids)
Source: RefSeq, a predicted model, not a curated record
AUGGGUUCCCGCGUUCAUGUACUUGAGGGUGGUGACCUCGCUCGCUUCCUAGACUUCAUGGGCGGCUCUUCGAGAGCCCAAAAGAUGGCCGAAGACGGCGUGGCUGCAUCUGUAAUUCUCUUCAGUUGUCUCCCCGACCCCAAGGACGAUCCAUAUCUGGUCAUGUACGCGGCUCAGGACAAUGAUGCAGCUGGGCAACCAGGCGCGUCCCGCUGUAUGAUGCUUCAAUCCGAACUUCUAGCAGCUCUCAAGGGGUUUGUUAAAGCAAUUGACCGCGGCAACCCAACGGAUUCGGAUGCAAAGUUCCUCGAACAGACUGCCAGGGAGGUGUCCAUGGGCCAGCCGCCGAAAGACUUUGUCCUUGCUCUUGCCCGCUUGGGCAUGAAGAUGGGAGACUCCCUUACGGAUGUCAGCAGCGACGACAAGAAGGCACAGCAUCUGGCCUACUACCGCUGGCUCGUGCUGGGUAGGAAGGACGAGAAUUCGCCCCUCAAGGAUGCAAAGCCGACUACAGCGCCUGUUUCGCACGCAUAUCUUCCCACCGGCAAUGCCCAUCGCACCUGUGCCAACUGUGGAAAAGACGGAGCAACUCAAGCCUGCACAGGCUGCCUCGUCCAGCAUGAUGGCCAUGCCAUCUUCCGCACCGGCUACUGCGGCAAGGCUUGUCAGGCUGCCGACUGGAAGAGCCACAAGUCUGAUUGUCGGGACUUGAUGCGCCUGGAGCGUGCGACCUCCCUGCUUCAAGAAAUCAUCGUCUGCUUCUUGAAGAACGUCUACGGCGGAGACGAUAUCAGCGAGAUAUCCGAGACCAAGGACUUUGUCGUCGCCAGGUACAAGUCGAAAAACACUGGCUACACUGGCGAGCCCGUCUUACACUCGUUCCCGAUGGUCGCCGCCUCGUCAACCGAAGCUGGCCUUGCCACCAUGAUGACCAUGGAAUGCGACAACAUCAUGACCACAUUCAAGGAUGUGUUUGACAUGUUCUUCUCUGGUGCCGUGAAGUCGAUCAAGAUAGUCAACUUCGCCCCGAAGAACAUGGAGCGGCCCGUCAAGUCAGGAUAUGGAGACGGCGAGGUCCUGGAGUCGUUCAAUUCGAUCCACAACCAUACCGUUCUGCUUCUGACCACAACGGGUGGACUCGAUAUCGCCUUUGACCCCACGGGUGCGCAAUUUGGUUGGAAGGAGACUAUCACCCCCUGGAAGGUGUAUUCAGAGCAGCGAGUUCACCGAGUUGUCACUGUGCAGCCUUUCAAGGAUAUUCAAUCCACGAAGCAGCUCAAGGAGUUCUACAAGUUGCAGGGAGCCUUCAUGGGAGUAGCUGGCACCGACGUGGUGUGCAGAGAGGUCGAGAAGGAGGCUAAGGUCACGGAGGACUUGAUUGUGAAGAUCAAAUCCUCGCUCCGAGAAUUUCCAAACCAGGGAGAGUUCAAUGAGUUGCUCCUCCUGGACGGAAAGGCAUUCUCGGACCUUCGCAGGCUUAUCAUGACUCGAGCCAAGACUGUCAUUGUUAGAACUGCCAGUGAGUGGGACAGCAGCCCGUUGGACCGUCUCUACCGCGACCAUCACCUUGUGACUCAGUACACGACCUCACAGGAGCAGUACGACAAGCUCAAGAAGGUCUGGUUCAGCAAGGAGCAGUACGAGCGGCUCCAGAACAACCCUGCCGAGCUCAAGUUGCAAUGGUUGAAGCGUCUGAGACAAGCCGGCAUCCCUACGGGAUUCUCUCAACGCUCCUAG